AUGUCAGCACUUUUUCUAAAACAAGAAUCUUGUCCGAAGCUACUAUUUUCAUUUACUAUUGGACUGGGUAAACUGAAGGGCAUUGGGGGACUUAUCCUCACCAGCGUGUCGCUUGCAGGCGCACUGUCAACUGCGGCUACCGAGAUUUUGGCAUCUUCUUUGUUCCCGAAUGAAAAGUUACAAUUGACUGAGGGUGUGCUUUUGAAACUUUCGGUCGCCUUGCAAAAUGGCACAAUAUCAAGCCUGUUUGAUUUUGCGAAUGACUCCACUUCUCGCGCUGUGGCCAAAAACAAUCCCCCCCCCUUCGCUGCAAAGCAAUCCCGGGACUGGCCGGAGUACAACGCCACCCAGUGUGCGACCAUUGCCGCCAACUGGUUCAACUCAGACUUGAACAUGGAGGACCCAGCCUCUAUCAUAUUGCCCCUAUACCAAGGCCGCUCGUGUCUUCCACCGCCAUACAAUUGUACCGCUGGUUGCACUCGAGGUGGCUACCCGACAUACGCAGUGAAUGUUUCCACUGUAGCGCAGAUUCAGCUCGCGGUCAACUUCGCUCGGAAUUUGAAUCUACGCCUAGUAGUCAAGAACACCGGGUAUGACUUCAAUGGGAAGGCUCUUGAAAAUAUGCUCUUACUAUCUGGACCCACUACAUCAAGGACAAGGACGAUCAAAUUCGGCUCGGGUAUCCAGGUAUUUAAAGCCUAUGAGUUUGCUAAAAGAGUCGGUCAUUCGGUAGUUGGUGGUGAGGCUGUCACGGUUGGCUUGGGAGGUGGUUAUACCGCCGAUGGUGGCCACUCCCCGCUGUCUACUGUUCUAGCAAAUGGUCAUUUUAUCACUGCUACUUCUACAGAGAACGCAGAUAUUUUCUGGAUGCGCCGCGGCGGUGGCGUCAAUGAUACCCCAGGUCCAGAUGCCUUCUGGUCAGCAGUCGAGGCGUAUCUUGACAACUUCGAGAAAUUUGUUGAUGCUGGCACCUACGGUUACUAUUAUACCGACGCGUCUUCUGUUGAGAGUGGUACGGACUACGCCGGUAGUACCGACUACCAUUUCAGAAUCGAAUCUUUUGUUGCACCAAAUAUGAGUGUUACCGAGACCAAAACUCUCCUUGCUCCUUGGUUCAAUGCUCUUGAUAACUUGAAUGUUUCCUUCACUCCAUGGUACAACCAUGCAGAUAACUUUCAUGAUGCCUGGGUUGGGGCUUUUCCCCAGGAAUAUGUCGGAGCUGAUGUUGUCAAAACUGCUUCGCGCCUGCUCCCACGUAGUGUCUUCCAGAGCGAUGAUCUCCGAAACCAGACCUUCGAAUCUUUCAAAGAUGCUAUCAUUAAGAGCUCCUCGCUUUUCGUAACCAAGUGGAUGGAUGUGCUGCGUGAAAUAGCCCCAGACUCCGGUGCAUACAUGAGUGAAGCCGAUCUUCUCGAGCCGAAACUCCAAGAAGCGUUCUAUGGUACCAAUUAUUCCAGUCUCUAUGCACUCAAGCAGAAACACGACCCCACCAGUCUCUUCUUUGCUCUUACAGCCGUCGGCGCCGAGGAUUGGGAGGUCCAAACCGUUGAUCCUCUACCGUACUCUUGGAAUAACAACGGACGACUGUGUCCAAAGUCUUCUUGA
Messenger RNA from Penicillium waksmanii, 1605 nucleotides. RefSeq names its product CAZyme family AA7. NCBI's taxonomy places the organism in Eukaryota, Fungi, Ascomycota, Eurotiomycetes, Eurotiales, Aspergillaceae. The transcript has 8 exons. The coding region runs from base 1 to 1605 and encodes 534 amino acids. The record is from RefSeq and is a predicted model, not a curated record. Gene Ontology annotation, molecular function: flavin adenine dinucleotide binding; oxidoreductase activity.